Messenger RNA from Aspergillus nidulans FGSC A4, 1998 nucleotides. Its product is annotated as mismatch repair ATPase MSH2. The coding region runs from base 1 to 1998 and encodes 665 amino acids. NCBI's taxonomy places the organism in Eukaryota, Fungi, Ascomycota, Eurotiomycetes, Eurotiales, Aspergillaceae. The record is from RefSeq and is a predicted model, not a curated record. Gene Ontology annotation, cellular component: membrane. Gene Ontology annotation, biological process: GPI anchor biosynthetic process. The transcript is spliced from 5 exons.
AUGAGCGAUGGAUUGCUACGGGUAUUUUGGCCAUACGACCUCCCCCGGUCGUCGGCGCCAGGUGUAAUUGUUGGAUGGAGGAAUUCGGAGCUCGAUUUAUUUGUGCUUGCCGUGUUAGAGGAUGUUGAGCCGCGGAAUGUCGACAAUGCUCUCCGCGCGGGUAUCUUAUUUCGCAACAGUCCUCACCCAGUUCCGCGCAUUUUUAGUCUGUGCGGUCGGUCGUCAAUGCAUGUAUUGGGAUCGACGAAUAUGCGAGAUCCGCCGACGGCGUUCAAUGCCUCGCAUUUGAUUGUUACUACUCGUCCCUCGUGCAAGGUCCCGAAGAUAUACUGUCCGCCCGAGACAGGCCUCUCGAUUCAGGUUAUUAUGUUUCACCGACCGGAUCCAACCAGGAUGGAGUAUAUGUCGCUGAACCCCAUUUCGCUUGCUUUGGAGGACAAGAUGCUUGCUGCGGAUAAGUCGGACGGGGUAUUGGAUACGAUAGAAACCGAGGAGGGAGCGCAGAAGGCUCGCGCGCAACGAUUAGUGGAUAAGCUCAGGCUCCAUACGGUUGUCAAGCAUCUUCCAUCACACAAAGAGUUGGCGCUUCCAUUCAUCAUCAACCAGAUCAAUUGCGCAUACGAAAUGGGGAAGCUGAUAGAAAAGAACAGCAGCCUUAUUGGGAUCCGCGUGAAGAGGAGCAUGAGUGUUUCGGAGCGGGUGGUUGAGUCGGCUACGACGGUGUGGGACUUGUUCGUUCUCGGAGUGUCCUAUGUCUUUUGGCAGUGGAUAUGGCCGGUCAUUACCCGGAUAUUCGUUAUAGGGCUGGUCUUCCACCGCGUUAUAGCAGACUUUGUUCUGCAGGUGUUGGAGUGGCGAGCUCGGCCAGACGCCGCGGCGUUGAAGGAUAUCUCUGCGACGGCACAGCAGGUGGACAUUCGCCUUCAGCAGUUCUGCUACUGGCCUACGCAGUAUGUCAAGUUGCGGCAGAGAAAGGAUGACUGGGAAAGUGUGACAACCUAUCAUGCCCACUAUAUCCGGUUCUACAACAGUCUGUGGCUUGUGGCAAACGAUGUUAUUAUCGGGAUCGCUCUAGGGUCGUACAUUAUUGAUAAUGCCAACUGGGUGGCUUACCAAAUCAAUUAUAUCCUCAGUGGUUGGACUGUUGAGGGUCUCCAGCGGACGAUUUCCUGGCUGAUGGACUGGCCAGCUGGGCUGAAGCUGAAUAAUGAGCUUGCGGCAUUUCUGGGUGAUCUUUUCUUGUGGGUUAUCGAGAACUGGGCAGCGCGGAUCUUCAAUUGGCAACUUACGAUCAUCAUUUCGCUCUUCCACCUCUUCCGCGGGAAGAAGCGGAACGUCCUCCGCAACCGUAUAGAUUCUUGUGACUAUGACCUUGACCAGCUCCUCCUCGGGACCAUUCUUUUUACUGUUCUCUUUUUCCUCCUCCCUACAGUCAUUGUAUUCUAUCUCGCGUUCACGUCCGCGCGGAUGUUAAUAAUCUCCUUGAAAGCAGCACUUGACACUUGGCUGGCUUUCUUGAAUCAUUUUCCUCUCUUUGCGCUGAUGUUGCGCGUCAAGGAUUCGAGGAGACUACCAGGCGGCAUCCGCUUUGAACUCCGCGAAGAGCACGAUACUCUACCUAAUUCAGUAGACUCAACGAUACAUUACAUCCACCUUGAGUCCAUCCCCCUAACUCUCCGUGCCAUGUUCGACCAAUACUUCCAACUUGCCCACCGCCUCCGGAAACACUACCUCUCUCCGCAAGUCAUCUUCUGCCUCUUUACCGGCCGCUUCGUGCCCCCUAUCCAUCGUCGCAGUCUCUAUAGUAUGCAAUACAGUAUGCUUCCUGAUGUCCGGCCCUCGCUCGCGCAAGUAUGGAGCGAAUUGACUCAGCCGGCGCGAAAGUCAAGUGGUGGGGGUAGUGGCGGUGUGUCUGGACAGGGUGGCAAUAGCAUUGGGAUCGGGAUUAUGGGGAUGAAGAUGGGAGGGCUUGCGGAGAGAAGGAGAGGGUAUCGUUGA